CCCAAACUUCAUAAUAAUGGCAUUAAACCCUACCGUUUUUCUCUUCCUCACAUUCCCAGCAUCCAUCGCAGCCGACUUCAAUCACUUUGUUCAGGCAAAGAGUCAAGAUGAGCAAAGGGAGCAGUGGGGUCGUGAAGGGAGGGAAGAAGAAGGGCGCAACGUUCGUCAUCGACUGCUCGAAGCCAGUCGAUGACAAGAUCAUGGACAUUGCAUCGCUGGAGAAGUUCCUGCAGGAGCGCAUCAAGGUCGGCGGCAAGGCCGGAGCCCUCGGCGACUCUGUCACCGUCACCCGCGACAAGACAAAGAUCACCGUCACCUCUGAUUCCAACUUUUCCAAGAGGUAUUUGAAAUACUUGACGAAGAAAUACCUAAAGAAGAACAAUGUGCGUGACUGGCUCCGUGUUAUUGCUUCAAACAAGGAUAGAAGUGUGUAUGAACUAAGGUACUUCAACAUUGCUGAGAAUGAUGCAGAGGACGAAGAUUAAGAGUAGUAAUCACUCUUUUUUUCCAGAUGGUAUUGUAUUUUUAGUUUUGAACUGUCAUUAUAUUACCUGUGUUUGAACAUGUAUUCUCUGAAUCAGAUGUUGCACCUUUUUCCUUUCUCUACUUCUCAUUAGAUCAUCAGAUAUUGCACCUCUUUUCUGUCUCUACUGGUAAAAUUAGAUUUUCAUUGUGGAUUUUUAUUUUUCCUCAUUUUUGUUAUAUUGUGAUUUUAAAGUUUGGGUC
Ipomoea nil (Japanese morning glory) is the source of this 726-nucleotide messenger RNA. Its product is annotated as 60S ribosomal protein L22-2. The coding region runs from base 108 to 485 and encodes 125 amino acids. The transcript has 3 exons. Gene Ontology annotation, molecular function: structural constituent of ribosome; RNA binding. Gene Ontology annotation, biological process: cytoplasmic translation. NCBI's taxonomy places the organism in Eukaryota, Viridiplantae, Streptophyta, Magnoliopsida, Solanales, Convolvulaceae. Gene Ontology annotation, cellular component: ribosome. The record is from RefSeq and is a predicted model, not a curated record.